This is a messenger RNA of Amorphotheca resinae ATCC 22711, 2048 nucleotides long. RefSeq lists its product as hypothetical. Gene Ontology annotation, biological process: cellular response to unfolded protein; vesicle-mediated transport; protein refolding. The transcript is spliced from 3 exons. The record is from RefSeq and is a predicted model, not a curated record. Bases 1 to 1953 code for a protein of 650 amino acids. Gene Ontology annotation, molecular function: misfolded protein binding; ATP binding; ATP-dependent protein folding chaperone. Lineage: Eukaryota; Fungi; Ascomycota; Leotiomycetes; Helotiales; Amorphothecaceae. Gene Ontology annotation, cellular component: plasma membrane; cytosol; nucleus.
AUGGCACCCGCCGUUGGAAUUGAUUUGGGUACCACGUACUCCUGCGUGGGUAUCUUCAGAGAUGACCGCAUUGAGAUCAUUGCCAACGACCAGGGUAACCGAACCACACCCUCCUUCGUUGCCUUCACCGAUACCGAGCGUCUCAUCGGAGAUGCCGCCAAGAACCAGGUCGCCAUGAACCCGGCCAACACUGUCUUCGACGCCAAGCGACUCAUCGGUCGCAAGUUCGCCGACCCUGAGGUCCAGGCCGACAUGAAGCACUUCCCCUUCAAGGUCGUCGACCGUGCUGGCAAGCCAGUCGUCGAGGUCGAGUUCAAGGGCGAGAAGAAGCAAUUCACCCCCGAGGAAAUCUCCUCCAUGGUCUUGGUCAAGAUGCGUGAGACCGCCGAGUCAUACCUUGGUGGAACUGUCAACAACGCCGUUGUCACUGUCCCCGCAUACUUCACCGACUCCCAGCGUCAAGCUACCAAGGACGCCGGUCUGAUUGCCGGUCUCAACGUCCUCCGAAUCAUCAACGAGCCCACCGCCGCUGCUAUUGCAUACGGUCUCGACAAGAAGGUCGAGGGUGAGCGUAACGUUCUCAUCUUCGAUCUUGGUGGUGGAACCUUCGAUGUCUCCCUCUUGACCAUUGAGGAGGGUAUCUUCGAAGUCAAGUCUACUGCUGGUGACACUCACUUGGGAGGUGAGGACUUCGACAACCGUCUCGUCAACCACUUCGUAAACGAAUUCAAACGCAAAUUUAAAAAAGACUUGUCCACCAACGCCCGUGCCCUCCGUCGUCUCCGCACUGCUUGCGAGCGUGCUAAGCGUACUCUCUCUUCCUCCGCCCAGACCUCCAUUGAGAUCGACUCUCUCUACGAGGGUAUCGACUUCUACACCUCCAUCACCCGUGCUCGAUUCGAGGAGCUCUGCCAGGACCUCUUCCGAUCUACCACCCAACCCGUCGACAGAGUCCUUGCUGACGCCAAGAUCGACAAGUCAAACGUUCACGAGAUUGUCCUCGUCGGAGGUUCCACUCGUAUCCCCAGAAUCCAAAAGCUCAUCACCGACUACUUCAACGGCAAGGAGCCCAACAAGUCCAUCAACCCUGAUGAGGCUGUUGCCUACGGUGCUGCCGUCCAGGCUGCCAUUCUCUCUGGUGACACCUCCUCCAAGUCUACCAACGAGAUCCUCCUUCUCGAUGUUGCGCCACUGUCUCUCGGUAUCGAGACUGCUGGUGGCCAGAUGACCAAGCUCAUCCCCCGAAACACCACCAUCCCUACCAAGAAGUCAGAGGUCUUCUCCACCUUCUCUGACAACCAGCCCGGUGUGCUCAUUCAAGUCUUCGAGGGUGAGCGUCAACGCACCAAGGACAACAACCUGCUGGGCAAGUUCGAGCUCACUGGUAUCCCACCUGCGCCCCGUGGUGUUCCUCAGAUUGAGGUCACCUUCGAUGUUGAUGCCAACGGUAUCAUGAACGUCUCUGCUCUCGAGAAGGGCACUGGAAAGUCCAACAAGAUUGUCAUCACCAACGACAAGGGCCGUCUCUCCAAGGAGGAGAUCGAGCGUAUGCUGGCUGAGGCCGAGAAGUACAAGGCUGAGGAUGAGGCCGAGGCUGGACGUAUCAGCGCCAAGAACGGCCUUGAGUCUUACGCAUACUCCCUGAGAAACACUCUCUCCGACUCCAAGGUCGAUGAGAAGCUUGAGCCUGCCGACAAGGAGGCAUUGAAGGCCGAGAUUGACAAGACUGUUGCUUGGUUGGAUGAGAGCCAACAGGCAACCAAGGAAGAGUAUGAGGAGCACCAGAAGGAGUUGGAGGCUGUCGCCAACCCCAUCAUGAUGAAGUUCUACGGUGCCGGUGGCGAGGGUGCUGGUAUGCCCGGUGGAAUGCCCGGUGGACCAGGCGGCUUCCCAGGUGCUGGCGGAGCGGGUGCUACCCAAGAUGAUGGCCCAACUGUUGAGGAGGUCGACUAAACUGCUUCUCACGAAUCUCUUUGGUUGGUUUCUUGCAUUUGAUGGCAUCUUCCCCUGUGGGGGAGCGUUGACAGCUGGUGUCAGGCGGGGCUUUC